Sordaria macrospora k-hell is the source of this 1539-nucleotide messenger RNA. NCBI's taxonomy places the organism in Eukaryota, Fungi, Ascomycota, Sordariomycetes, Sordariales, Sordariaceae. The record is from RefSeq and is a predicted model, not a curated record.
AUGAGGAUGCUUACCAUCAAUAAGUCAGCUCAGUACGGCUACAGGUCGGUCCAUGACUUACCAACACCACCGAGCACGUCACGGCCUUCUCCCCCCUUGAUAUCCCAAGACUUUGGUCACAAAACCUUUCCGGCCAUUACCCAUAGCGGCAACCAAUCCAGUCAUUCCAUGUCUGCGCCUCACCGUGGCUUGCCCAUGCCGGCGGCCAUGAACCCAGUUCCGCCGCCUCCUGGCCCGGGACUCGUCCAACAACCUCCGCCACCCGUCCCCAGCUUGUUAGGACACUCUCACCCGCCACCUGCCCCUUCGCAAAGUCAGUCCCUGGGACAGAUACCAGCACCGCCGUCGUGGCAACAUGGAAACGAGGAGUCAAUGCGAGUAUGGCUCAUGGCCAAGGCUGAGGAAGAGAAGCGGAAGCAGGAAGAGGAGAAAACACGGCAGGAAAGCUUCCGUCUGGAACAGCGCAAAACGGAGUUCAACAUCUUGAGAGAGUCACUUCAAGGUGGAGUCCCACCGGCAAUGGUACCAGUGGUCUUCGCGGGCAUGAGCGGGGGAGCCCUUCCGCAGGCUGCUCUGGACUGGGCACAGCAGUACAUCUACUCACAGUCUCACCAACCCCAUCCACAGGCUUUGCUACCUCCGGGGCCUAUCUCACCCCAACAUCAAAGGCGAGAAUCUCAACCCCACAGCUACGCGCACUAUCCAGGCUCGGGAGGGGUUCCCUCAACUCCAGGCUCUGCCCAGGGACAUGGAGGCGGGUACAUGUCUGGCUAUCCGGGCUCUCCACAGACUCGUCCGAGAGGGCAAAGUGUUCCUGGGCCCAUGGCAGGCCGGCUCCAUGGAGGAAUGGCCAAUCUUCCAAACCUCAACACCAACAUUUCUGGGGGGCAUGGAGGUUCAGCAGCCGCUCACCCGGCGAUUGCCCAAUCCCAGCAGCAGCAGGAGCCUCAGCAAUCACCUUCUAUACUUUUCCAUCAUUGGACACCACCGACGAGCCAGGCAGGAGGACGGAGCGGGGCUGACCAGCCUGCAACACCUUCAGGAGAGUCGCCGAGGAAGAGGAAAGCCACGGGCCCACAGACGGCCGCACCGCCACCGAGUAGCGCACAACGGUUUCGGUCCCCGACUUUUUCACAUAGUGGUGCUCCGUUGUCGAACCCACCGGCUGGGCGUAAGAGAGGCCAUUCUCGCCAGCGGAGUGACCUAGGGUCAUACCGUGGGGCGGUUCGAGGACGUGGAGAUAGUUAUGUGCCAUCACCACAGGAUGCACCCAAGGACAGCGGCGACCAGCAUCAGCACCAACAACAUUCACAGCACCAUCAGCACCAACACGGACAGGGACAUACGCAGUCCUCGCAGGUCCAACAGACAGCUCCGACAGUGACACGUAGCGCGCACUCGGUUUCGUCACUGUUGUCGGAUCAUCCACAAUCACCUCGGCCAGGGCAGUUCUCAGAAGGAAGCCGAUCCUCCGAGGAGAAGGUGCGCGGUGGUGCAGUCGGUGGAUCGUCGGCCACGCGAGACAGAGACAAUGACUGA